GAAUUUCAUUGUCGAUUAGUACGUGCGUAAGAGAGCUUUACCCCCGAGUAAGAAUGGGCUAUAUGUCUCGAUUGUGCUAAAUAUAUUCACUAAAGUAACGUCGGCUCGGUGCGUGGUCGGAUUUUUAAUUGUCGGAUGUGAUUUUGCGGUGGUGCCAUGGAGGGGGUUAUCGAGUGCGUCAUUCUGAUGGGGUUCAUGUACUGGGCCUUCCCCAGCUUUUUUUCAGAGGGGUUCUCCAGGGUGAACAAAAUGGUGGACAUUGUGACCAAUCGAAUCUUCGAUAGCUUUAGUCGUUUCUCGCCCAAAGAAAACCACCAGACUGAAUCUCUCACAACCAUUUCACACCUGAAACGGUUUUCCAAAGGUAACGAACUCCGGAGGAGGAAUUUUCUUAAGGAUGAUCUUAAGGAGCGCGACAGCCACCUUUACGACAUUAAGGAGAAUGUCGCAGAAGUCGAGCUGCCGCCCAGCCGGCCCUUGAUGGGCCUGAGCUGCGAUUACUGCACCAGUGCCAGCAGGGAAUCGUUGGUCAAUAAGACAACCGAAAAGUUCGCGUUGAACAACAUUUUGGACCAUACGCCCUCGCUGGACAAGAAUGGGUUCCUGCAACGGACUUUCUCCCACUUGAACCAGGUGUAUCAGCUGAGGAAAUUUGACUACCCACAAGUGGCUGAAAUCGUCCUGAAGGACGACCGGCUGAAAAAGGCCAUCGAGAAGACGGCGUUGCAGCAGUACCAAGAUUCCGAGCGGAACGAUGAUGAGUUUUACCAAGAACUGCUGAAAAAUAAUCAUAAAAGAGCCAAGAAAUUAUUGUACGGGAUGAGGUCCACACUUUCUGAUUUUCUACUAAGAUUUACGUCGUGGGUUUUGUACAAGUUGUUGCCGUGCUUUUUGAGCUGUGUGGUUGCACAUCCUGGACAGAUAAAUAUGCUGAAAGAGGCAGGAAAAACUAGUCUUCCCUUGAUAUUCCUUCCGCUGCAUAGGUCACAUUUAGAUUAUAUUUUAAUUUCUUUUAUUUUGUUGAAUAAUAAUGUACGGUCACCUCUCGUGGCAGCUGGCGAUAAUUUGAGGAUACCGUUUUUUGGGUCCCUCUUGCGCGGGCUGGGCGCCUUCUUCAUAAAGCGCCGCAUCGACCCGGUCAUGGGCCGUAAAGACCACCUCUACAAGGCCGUCUUACACACAUACAUGAACGAAUGUCUACGAGCCGGCCAUAACAUGGAAUUUUUCCUCGAAGGCGGCCGUACAAGAACCGGCAAACCUUGUAUGCCCAAGUACGGAAUUCUUAGUGUAAUUGUUGAAGCGUUCAUGGAUGGUACCAUCGAGGAUGCUUUAUUAGUUCCAGUCAGUGUCAAUUACGAGAAAUUAGUCGAUGGAAAUUUCGUACGCGAACAAUUAGGACAACCCAAAGAAAUGGAAACAUUCGGAGCUGCCAUUAAGGGCAUCUGGCACGUGCUAAACAGCGACUAUGGCAUGAUGCGCAUCGACUUUAACCAACCCUUCUCACUCAGGGAGUUGGUGAAGACGUUCAACGCCUCGAAGAAGUUACAAAACGGGUUCAAGAAAAUGCUCAAAUCGAAUCCCUCGACCACCAGUCUGUAUGGCACGGACGUGGUGUCAGACGAACACAAGAGUGUAGUCGAGAGUAUUUCCAAACACAUUAUUUAUGAUUGUGCCAGAUCGACGUCAGUGAUGUCCACAAACGCCUUAGCAUUCCUCCUGUUGACCAAAUUCCGCGAGGGCGCCACUAUCGAACAACUAGUGGCAGCGCUAGAUUCCCUCCGACAUGAACUAGAUGUCGCCAGAAAAGAUUUGGGUUUCACCGGCGAUUCAAUUGAUGUUGUCAACUAUGCGAUAGAAUUACUAGGGCCAGGAUUGGUCCGCAAGGAGAAAAUCAACGGCGAAGACAUAAUUAAACCAAUGGCAAUCCUCCCGAACGUCAUAGAACUGACUUAUUACAGCAACACUUUAGUCACGCAUUACGCACUCGAGUCGAUCGUUGCAAUCUCGCUGAAUAUGGUGGCCACCAAAGCGGGCACCGUGUCCCACUUGGAGUUAAUCGAAACAGUACUCGAUUUGUGCAACGUGCUGCAGUACGAGUUUAUAUUGUGCAAGCCUUGUCAGAAUUUGGAGCACGUGGUGAUCGGGUGUUUGGACGAUUUGAACGUGAAGUACCGGAUUUUCGUGGAGGAGGUGCGGGACGAUGAGCAGGUGGCGAGGAGUAAGAAGAUCGCGCAGGAGUUUGAGGACGAGGAUUUGGACGAGGCUGCGACUGAAAAGCCGUACGUUUUGAGCAACGAAAAGGGGGCUGUGGAGAGGCUGAGGUUCAUGCAGGGGUUGCUAAUGCCGUUGGUGGAGACGUACGCAGUGUCUGCGUUUACGUUGGAGAAGUUGGUUGGGAGGUCUCUGCUUGAGAACGAACUGAUUAGCGAUAUUUUAAGUGAGAUUAAGCUGCAAAUAGCGGAGGGGACGGUGAAAUAUGAUGAGAGUGUGUCCGUGGACCCGAUCAAGAACGCGCUGAAGCUGUACCAGAAGUGGGACGUUCUGGAGUGCCAUACCGAGAAUAAACUAAGACUUUAUUAUCUGAAGGAAAGCCAAGACAAUUCCGACGCUGUCAAGACGCUGUAUCAAAGGAUCAACAAAUUUAGACAAUCUGUUUAGGUAUACCAAAGUGUUGUUAUUUAUUGUGUCUAAAAUGAUAAGUUUUGUAUUAUAGGAUUUAUGUUAGUUUCUUGUGAGGUUUAGACUUGCUCAUAACUUUUUAUCAACUGUGAUAAUUAUAAAUGAAAUAAAUUUUUAUCACGUGA
This is a messenger RNA of Tribolium castaneum (red flour beetle), 2804 nucleotides long. RefSeq names its product minotaur (gene mino). Gene Ontology annotation, molecular function: glycerol-3-phosphate O-acyltransferase activity. Bases 157 to 2658 code for a protein of 833 amino acids. The record is from RefSeq and is a predicted model, not a curated record. Gene Ontology annotation, cellular component: mitochondrial membrane. NCBI's taxonomy places the organism in Eukaryota, Metazoa, Arthropoda, Insecta, Coleoptera, Tenebrionidae. The transcript has 8 exons. Gene Ontology annotation, biological process: fatty acid metabolic process; phospholipid biosynthetic process; glycerol-3-phosphate metabolic process.